Molecule: messenger RNA, 3063 nt
Organism: Cotesia congregata
Lineage: Eukaryota; Metazoa; Arthropoda; Insecta; Hymenoptera; Braconidae
Source: the annotation of a GenBank genome assembly
AUGUAUUUAUCAUUGACAUCAGUCCUACUUUUUAUUGCACUUUUGAUUAGUGAUUCUUUAUCUCGCGAAGUUGACUUAUGCUACGUAAAUGACGAUGAUCCAUAUUUGUAUUUCGGCACUAAAUCUGCCUAUACUUUCGUUGGUGGUAGGUCACGACUUGAAACGAUACCCAAUUGUCAACCAUUACAAAUCUGGACGAUGAUUCGUCAUGGCGCUCAUUAUCCUGGAAACGAAAAAAUAUCAAAAUUGCGAUCACUAGUCAAAUUUCGUGAUCAAAUAAUAGAUAAUCACCAACAAAAGAAAACUGGACACAUGUGCAAUGAAGAUUUAGAUAACUUAAGAAAUUGGUCACCGGAUCCAAAUAUGAAAGAAGAAAAUGCUAAAAAAUUAUCUUCUCAAGGGACAGAAGAUGUGAAGCUAUUUGCACGUCGUCUUCGGUCAGAUUUUCCUGAGCUUCUUCAAGCUACUUAUGCUGAUAUCACAUCACAAAAUUAUUUGUUUAGUAACUCGGGAAAUCAUCGUACUCAAUCUAGUCUUGACGCUUUUACAGAAGAGUUUUUUGAUAGAACUGGUGCUAGUGCCUCAUUAGCAACUCAAAAUAAUGACGAGUGGUUAAAGACGUACAAAAAUUGUUCUCGCUGGAAAGAUGGUGACGAAUUAGAUCCUAAUAUGUUAGAAGAACGAUCUAAAUUUUCGAUGAGAGUCGAAUUAACAAACACUAUUCAAAACAUUAGUGACAGACUCGGUUUCAAGUACCUUUUAUCAGAAGAGGCAAUUUUUUUGAUGUACGAUAUGUGUCGUUAUGAUAAAUCGUGGGCUGUCAAUCGAAUAUCUCCGUGGUGUGCAAUAUUUAGUGGAGAUGAAUUGAAAAUUUUGGAAUACUCUGAAGAUAUCAAUUAUUACUAUGGAGCUGGUUAUGGGCGUGAAGUCAAUGCUCAACUUGGAUGUAUUCCUCUACAAGAUAUGUUUAAGCAUUUUCGGUUCGUUUCCUUAGAAAUUGAGCAUGGUGACGUUACUGGAAAACCGAAAGGAAUUUUUCACUUUACUCAUACAAUGUCAAUGCUUAGUUUUUUGAGUACAAUGGGUAUAGGAAAAGAUGAACAAUCAAUUUCGUCAGCUAAUUAUAAAGAGAUGACAAAACGACAUUGGAGAACGUCAUUUUUGGGACCUUUUAAUUCUAAUCUUAUAGCUGUAUUUUACAGUUUAUGUGAUUAUAUAAAAACUAGUACCGAUGAAUAUCAAGUGAUGAUAAUUAAAUCCGCAAAUCAAUCCAAAACCGUAAGCAACCCAUGGAUAUAUGAGUUAUUAGUCAAAACAAUUGAAAAUCGUCCUACUUUGCGACUCGAUCUUAAUCUAUCAUCAACAGUGAAUGAUGAUUCAAUAUACAAUGGAAUACGUGACACUGCAGGAACCUUUUUCAUACUCAUACGAGAUUCUGAAUUCACUGACAUCAAAUCUUUAAUGGAUAUGAUCGACUUACUAAAAGAACUCUCUACGUUGAAAGGAAUAACAAAAUUUUUGAUAAUUUUUAUAUCCGUAGAAACGAAAGAAAAUUUAGAGAUAAUUUUUCAGUAUACUUGGAAGAAACAAAUAAUUGAUAUUACAAUAUUAGAGAUACCAAAGUGUGAUGUCAGAAAAUUCAAAAUAUUAAACGAUUGUUCGGCUAAAACGCCUAUGAUUCAUCAGUUUAAUCCCUUUUUAAAUUCAUUUACACAUGAAUAUUAUUCAUCGCAAACUCAGUGGUUUCCGUCUGUUAUGAAAAAUUUAUACGGUUAUCCAAUUAAAGUUGCACUUGUUCAUGACCCACCCUUUUCAUUUAUAAGUUACAAUAAAAAUUUAGAAGCUGUGAAUAUUUCUGGACCGGAUAUCUUGGUGAUAAAGACUUUGGCGUCACAAAUGAACUUUACUAUGAAACUUUUGCAUCGUUUGGUUGCCUAUGAACACAUUCGAAAUAGUUCAGUGGAUGAGCUUUUCAAAUUAUUAGAGUCAGAUAUAAUAGAUGUGUUAGCUCACGGCAAUCCUCAUUACACAGAAACUGUAACCGAAAACGCAUAUCGCUCGGGAGAACUUUUUUUUGAUCAAUUAUGUGCUCUGGUGCCGAUACAAAAAGAAGAUAAAAUCCCUUUAUCGUUAAGCGCGAUAGAAGCUGUUAUUAUUUCUACUACCAUAGUGAUUGCAUUUUGGAUACCAGCUUUUAUCCUGAAAUUCGACAGAAGCUGUUGGAGUAUUUUUGUUAUCUUUCGCGUAUUAUUUGGAAUUUCUGUAAAUAAAAGACCUUCAAUAGUUUCUCAACGGCUUCUUUACACAUUUCUUUUGCUUAUUUCAUUUUCAUAUUCUUCAAAUAUUUAUGCUUCCUUAACCAGUGUUUCUGUUGAUUCAGAAUAUCAAAAAGAGUACCGAAAUUUUGAUGAUUUAGCCAAAUCAUCUUUAACACCAAUGAUAUCAAAACAUCUUUAUGGAAAAACAUUUAGUACGAGUGAAAGAUCUAUAUUGGAAUUGAAGAAAAAAGUUGUAAAUACAACAAAUAUAUGGAUGUGUCCUUUUAUAGCAGAAAAAUUUAAAAACAUAACUUGUUUAAUGGGUAAACUGGAGAGCAAAAUAUUUUUGGCAUCAAAAAAAUCAAGGAGACAAAAUUUAAAACUUACUAAAGUAUGUUUUUGGUCAGACAGUUAUACUUUUUUGGUGAAGAAAGGUUCAGUACUUCGAAGGAGUUUUAAAAAAAUUUUUUUGAUAUUUUCUGCAGUUGGAUUAGAUUCAAAAUGGUAUAAAAAUGAUGGUACAGAGGUGGAAGAGUCUGGUGAAACAGGGGAAAAUUCUGUAAAAGAAUUAUGCAACGAUAAAGCUUCACCAAACCAAGUAAUGUUUUAUUUACAAGAAAAACCGUUGCAAUAUGAAGGUUGCAAAGUGGGCCUUUGUGAUUGGGAGUAUCUUAAAAAUAAACUUGGUAGCAUUGCUGAUCAAUGCAGCUUAGAUUUUUGUGGAUCUGGAUAUGCACCUAUAUUUCAUCGAUUAAUUACUUAUUUUUUAAUCCUAACUGUACUAAUAUUUAACUGGUUGAUGUAA